This is a messenger RNA of Trichomonas vaginalis G3, 2958 nucleotides long. RefSeq names its product keratin-associated protein family. The transcript has a single exon. The record is from RefSeq and is a predicted model, not a curated record. NCBI's taxonomy places the organism in Eukaryota, Parabasalia, Trichomonadida, Trichomonadidae. The coding region runs from base 1 to 2958 and encodes 985 amino acids.
AUGAGUAUAGCUGCAUAUGCGUAUGAAGCUGACAGAGCUAAACGUUUAUAUUUUGGUCAAUACUCUCUCACACUUACUGACAAAUAUAUUGUUAUCACUGAUGGAAAUACUGAGAAAUACAUAACAUGGAAGGACUAUGAAAAGUUUGACCCUAUUUUAACUCCAUGUACUAUGCCGUUUAUAAAGGACGGUGAAAUUAUUGAAAAAGAUAAUACAACCGUAUAUAGGUCUGUUUAUGAAGCAUUAGAAUAUAUGUUGAAUCAUAACCCAAAAAGAUUCGAUCCAAGCACUACACCAUGUACAAUGCCUUUUAUUAAGGACGGUGAAAUCGUAAGAGUUCCGGAUUCAACGGUUUACACAGCUGUUCAAAACAGUUUACAAAACAUUUUAGCGAAUAUCUUUAAUUCAGAAACUACAGAAAUAAAAUUACCGUAUAUAACAGAUGCUAAAGAAAUUAAAUCAAAAACGACAACAUUAUUUACGUCACUUAAUGAUUUAAUGAAUUUUAUAAUUAAUACUCCUUCACCGACUACAGGAUUUGAUCCAAACUCGACGGUUUGCAGUGUACCUUUCAUUAAGGACAGUUCAUUAAUUACUUUAAGGGAUUCAACAGUUAAUGAAUCAUUAAAGGCUUCAUUAAUGAAAAUCAUUGAUUUUAACUCAUUCACGAAUACAUAUAAUUCAUUCAUUAAUGUUUCAUACACUUCUAAAGAAGGUGAGCCAAAAACCAUCGAUAAAGCGGUGUAUGAAAUAAAAGCAUCAACGACGAAAUUGAAUUCGUUAACUUUUGACGGUGAUAGUUUCGUUAAUGACAUAACAUCAGGAAAAACAAUUUUAACGAAAGAAUAUUUAAAAUCUCAUGUUAGUGAGUUCGUUGAAAUUGAAAAAGAAGGUGGAAUUAAGUUCGAGCCACUGAAUUUCAUUUUCAGCUUAGCGAAUGCGGGUGUUAAUUUUGCUGAAUGGACAACUAUACAAAGUGAAAUAAAUGCAAUAUGGACGUUUUUGGGGUCAAAAGCGGGAAUGAGUGAGCUUGUAAAUGCUGCAAGAACAUUAGGUGAAACAGGAAAUUUUGUAGAUGGUUUUAAAAGACUUGUUUCAAAUGUUUUAAUAAACACAAAGAAAUUAUUUAGAUAUACUGUACAUAACGGACGGAUUUUCGAACAGAUAACAACAAAUCCUCCGGUUAUGGCUGCGUCGAUGAUGGUUAGAGAUAUAAAACCACGUAACAACGACGGGAAUGAAGAACAUGAACAACAGGAUACUGGUCGGGUUAUUCGAGACAUUAAAAACGUGUAUCCUGAAGUUAUGGAUUUAUUUAGAGGAGUUAAUGAUUCAAUUUCAAAACAUUCUAUAACCCUCGAUGAAGAGAAUAAAUUAACAGAUUAUAUAUUCGUCAUUAUUGCAGAAUUAAUGAAGAGAAUAAAUGAAAAAAGAAUUGGUGAUAUCAUUAAUGUCAGCGAUGUAAUGAUGAAAAGAAAUUUUGACUCAUUAUUUACAAAACCGAAAACAGAAUAUAGUCUUUAUGACGUAAUUACCGAAUUAAUGAAAAAGAUUAAUGAUAAUAAGAGUUCUGGCGGAAGAGUUGAAUUAGAAGUGAAUGAUGUUAAUGAGAAAUUAGCCGAAAAAGCAGAUAAAAAUGAGCUUUUAGCUCUGAGUGAUAAAGUCAAGAACCAUGUUCAUUAUAUAACUUCAGAUGAACAGAUUAUAACGGACUACCAUAGAUAUUUAACACAAACCGAUGAAGAAGUGAAGACUGAAGACCCCAAUGAAAGAAGAUAUAAAUACAUUCGUGCUAAAGGUUAUGACAUAAGCUGUACUGUACAGUAUGACACAGGUAAAGCACAAGAAACAUUUAGUUAUAACGAUGAAAUUUAUGCCUCUACUUUCUCUGUUAAUGGUGUAUUAGUUGAACCAAAAUUUACUUUGAGAGUUAAGUCAAAAAUAACGUUUGAAGAUGCUAUUAAAAGUAAAGCUGACAAAGAUGAACUCGAAGCAAUGAACAAAGUUUUGAAAUCUCAUAAACACAACAUCUCCGAUAUAGAUGAACUACCAGCAAUGUUAGAUAAGAAAGCAGAUAAAGAACAUACACAUGAAUCCUUCUCAACUGUUAGAGCAGACGACAUAAUAUUGAACUAUACCCUUGGUUCAAGUGCACCUUUAGAGAAUCCAAGUACAAGCGUAAAAGAUACUCUUAACAAUUUAGAUAACAGUUGUAGGAAUAUUGAAGACCAUGCCAGAAACUUUGAAGCAUAUGAACUACCAACAAUGUUAGAUAAGAAAGCCGACAAGAACCAUACACAUAAAUCCUUCUCAACUGUUAGAGCAGACGACAUAAUAUUGAACUAUGAUUUGGGUUCAAGUGCACCUUUAGAGAAUCCGAGUACAAGCGUAAAAGAUACACUAAACAAUUUAGAUAACAGUUGCAGGAAUAUCGAAGAUCAUGCCAGAAACUUUGAAGCAUAUGAACUACCAACAAUGUUAGAUAAGAAGGCUGACAAAACAGAGCUUCAAACAUUAAAGACUGAAAUACUUCAAACAUUAUAUCCUGCAGGCUCUAUUUAUACGUCAAUGAACUCAACAAAUCCAGAAACAGUUCUGGGUUUUGGUACAUGGCAGCAGAUUGUAGACAAAUUCUUAUACUGUGCUAACUCUUCAAAGCAAACAGGUGGUUCAAAGAAAAUUAAAGAAGCAAACCUUCCACCGCACACUCAUACAGGAACGACAAACUUUUCUGGCGACCAUAGCCACUCAUUAAGAGACCAUCCAUUAUACAACUCAGAGUAUGAAGCUGGUCAUGAUGUUUUAUCUCCGUCUUAUAACAAUUCAGCAAAAAAGACUUUUCGACAAACUGAACCAGGAGGAAAUCAUGUCCAUACUUUCACAACAAAUCCAACAGGCUUGGGUGAAGAUUAUAUGCCACCAUUUAUGACUGUAUUUGCAUGGUACCGCGUUCAUUGA